Molecule: messenger RNA, 5142 nt
Organism: Parastagonospora nodorum SN15
Lineage: Eukaryota; Fungi; Ascomycota; Dothideomycetes; Pleosporales; Phaeosphaeriaceae
Exons: 12
Coding region: 1-5142 (1713 amino acids)
Biological process (GO): fatty acid alpha-oxidation
Cellular component (GO): peroxisome
Molecular function (GO): oxidoreductase activity; thiamine pyrophosphate binding; heme binding
Source: RefSeq, a predicted model, not a curated record
AUGCCCGGCGUUGUCGCCCGUGGCAACAUGCGCACCUCUAUACUCUCAUUGCCCUUGGUAUAUGGCACCUCAGACUACAUUCCCGACCGAGCCUUGUGGGCAGCCACAGUGUGUCUUGGCAUAUUGGCUAGUGUUUACAGGUACGAGGAGGUCAAUGACGGCAACGAGGGUGUCAGUGUCGUUGCGCCACAGUCUGCCUUCAAAAACAUACACGGUGACGACGAUGAAGAAGAAGAGACGAGAGGCAUCCCCAGGAAUAUCACAAUACCGCUACGUCAGGUCUUCAAAGAUCGCGGUGAGGCGAUGUUCCUUCAGUGUAUGGCCGAAGUUCACGGCUGCUUCCAAUCCGGUGUGGAGGUCGUAGUUCGAUGUCAGGAAGCCGUGAUGAACCGAGAUUCCGAGGCAUUAUUGAGGAACAUGGUAGGACUCAAAGAGCUCGUCGAUCAGCUACCCUACGUGUUCCACAAAAUCAGCGUCAAUCCGAACGCUGGCGAACAAUUUGCAAAUCCGGUCGAAUGGGGCCAGCGCUACGCCAAAUUCUCCGCGCCUCUUUCCAAACGUGUGCCAGCACUUUCUGGACUCGCUCUCCCUCUCUUCCUACUGAUGGAUGCAUUCAUCGGCCGAACAAAUUACACCUCCUUCCUUGGCGUUGAAGCAAUUCACUUGCGGAGAUGGCUGCCAUUGAAUAUACGAGCAUUCAUCACAGCGAUUGAGCAGCAUUACCGCGUUCCUGAAUACGUCAAAGCAAGUGGUGAUGCACGUUUGGAAGGUGUUCUAGAGGGCAUCAUCGAGUCGUACGCAGGUGAACGGGGCUUCAUGGGAACUCAUCGCUACAAAGUCUACGGCUUCCUGGAAGUGGUCGCCAAAACAGGGCGAUCAGAGACCAAUGGUAAUUCGGGCGCGGGUGACUCUGAAGGACGCCCGUGGGAAGAAGUACACCGCACCCUCUCCGACUCUAUGAAAGAGAGGCUUAACCCAUAUCGUGGACAAGUCAAGGUCGAGCCACAUCAGAUGCGAGGCAGUUUCGAAGAAUGCCGUUUCCAAGCCAAAAUUCGAGACAGGCAAACCGUUGAUCGCGACCCUUCCCGGUCGACUGGUAUGGUGACAUUCGACUUGGCGGAUACCGGCAUCACGUUUCAGCCUGGCGAUCGACUCGCUGUAAUGCCAAUUAACGCAGGCCAUGAGAUUGCGAAAGUCGUGGCCGCACUUGGCUUGGACACGUUGAUGAGCAGAGUUGUGCCUGUCGACGAGGGUUCAGAGUGGGAACGGUUUUCAAGGCACGUUCAGCUUAUCUCCAAGAAGCCGGAUGUAAGCUUGACCGUCAAGGACAUUCUCAAGAGGGGGCACUUGGCACCUCUGACCAAAGACCUGCUUGCUAUUUCGGAGGUGCCACAAGAGAUCUGGGAUCGCGCCUUCAGCCUCGAGAAUCUCGCCUGGCUCCCGAAACUGCUUAAGCUGGAAGUACCUCGCACGUACUCGAUCAGCAACUCAUCUUGGAUGGAGCUCCUCCCAAGCACCAUCGAUCUCACAGUCUCCCGUACCGAAAGUGGACGUGAUCCCAUCUUCGAGAGCGUGCAACCUACGCUGCCUCUUUAUGGAGUAUCGAGUGGUUUUCUCAACCCUGCCCCAGGGACCCUAGAACAUUCCGAUGAAACCGCCAACGAAGAGCCUGUUUUGAUUGGUGUGUCUAGACCGAUCCAGUUUCAGCUACCGUCCUCCUCGACUGCCCCGGUUGCGAUGUUCGCGGGCGGGUCCGGCAUUGCUCCUUUCAGGGGCUUUUGGCAGAAUCGCAUUCAGUCCGGUAUUGGACGCAACGUCUUAUUCAUUGGUGUUCAAUCUCGCGAGAAAUUCGUACAUGAGGCAGAAUUGCGCAGUCUGGUACAAAACGGCUCAUUGGAGCUUCACACAGCAUUUUCGAGAGAUCACAAGGGACUGGUAUAUGACCCCGUUAUGCGAGAGCUAAUCGAGCAAGAGACAGAGCCUCGCUACAUAGACAGCACGAUCAUUGAACAGGGCAGGCUUGUAUCAGAACUGGUCAUGUCGAGAAGUCAAGGUGGCCUCGGGGGACACCUGAAAGGUUCGAGGAUGUGGAUAGGUGUCCAUGGAGGAGUGUACGAUGUCACAGACUUCCUACCAAUGCACCCUGGAGGCACACUGAUUGUUGCCGCGAGUGCUGGGCUGGAUGCGACAAAGACGUUCCACGAGCUUGCACACGACACUAAUCCGGAAGUCUCCUCCCUUCUCUCAAAAUAUUUCAUCGGACACCUGGGCACCAAGCCGAAAUGCGCAAACGCGGAAAUCAGUCGAUUGUACGAUAUGUGGUACCAGUACAUGCGGACGAGUAUCGAGAGCCUAACGACACUGUAUUUCGAAACGACAAACAUCCUAGAGGAUUCCAAAAUUUGGUUUUCGGGAGGAAUGUUAAACAUUGGUGGCGUGAGAAAGUUCUAUCAAUUUCAGUCGCGGCUGCUACAGAACGGAUUCUCGAGCCUCUUUGGAGCAAAACUCCAGGAGAUAUAUCUCAAAAUAUCUUACUCUUUGGCGAGCAGUAUCACAUCCGAUGUUCGUCUACCGGAUGUCAUCGGGGCCAUCACUCGCGCUCAGUCUGGACAAAGUGCAGCGAAAAGCAUGCGCGAGACAUCGGAGAUCGGACAAUUCGUGAGCAACAAUGCGAAAGCAGCACGCUUCCACGAAAAUGGCAUUCUAAAAUACGCCCAAACGGUGACCGAACUGGACAUCAGUUUCUUGGAACAGAUCCGUGAUGAAACAGCACAAGGCAUGGAUGCAUUCGAUUUGGUUGCUGUCAUGGAUGAGUCCGCAAAUUCGAAGCAGGUCAAGCUUGCUUCAUACUUGCUGACCAUCCUCGAACGAAUCGCGGCGCACCUAGAUGCUUAUUAUGGGUCAUUAUCGCAGCAAUCAGUGUAUCAUCCCGAGAUUGAGAACAAUCCAGCACGCACACGCUGGCACAAUCUUCGCAAAAAGAUUGUGGAUGGGUCUUUCUUCGUUCUCGCGAAGCCACUGUCUUUAGCUAGCAGUGACGAUUCUGUUCCUGGGCUACAAGCACGCUCAGGUCUCAACGUCAACUUUGCACAAAUUUUUGCCGGUGCACAACAAACGCUUCAAUCAAGCCCACAGAAUUCGCAAUCAUAUACUGAAGCUCAGACGCAAAAGCCGCGACGAUUGGCUGAAAUGCAUACUGCUCGCGCUGCCAGCAACACCCAAGCGCCAAGCACGUUUGAAUCCCAACAGCAAAACUAUGCCUUGAAGCGAAUGUCGAACUUCAUCAGCUCUAACAUUUCAAACAUUCGAAGAUUGAGCCGCUUGCCUGCUGAGUAUGACUUCAACGAUAUAAUGGCAGUUCCCGAGAAAUGGGUGAAGAUCGCGAAGAUUCAGCGCCUCGACGCGAUCGACCUCUCAACCUCAGUUCGCGACUCCUCACUCCGCUUGAUCAACAGAGCAAUUCUUGCGAUGGCUGCUUUCUCACAAGCCUCAGAGACAGGCGCCAGCAUCAUCGCUAAGAUUCUCAAAGAACUAGGUGUCACUGUCGUCCUUGGAAUUGUGGGAGUACCAGUCCCCGAAAUUGCGGAACAGGCGAUCACAACAGGUGGCUGCGAAGAAGCCAGAAUCGAUCAGGUCGUUGCAUUGAUCAAGAUUGCGAGUGCACCAUUGGUGCUCAUAGGCAAAGGCGCAGCCUACGCCAAAGCAGAAGAGCCCAUCGGUACCUUCAUCAAUCAGACGCAACUAACUUUCAUUCCUUCACCUAUGGGUAAAGGAGUUGUUCCAGAUUCGCAUCCCACGAAUGCGUCCUCAGCGCGAAGUGCAGCGCUGAAGAUGGCUGAUGUCGUCUUGAUAUUGGGCGCUCGAUUGAACUGGAUAUUCCAUCAUGGUGAAGCGCCGAAAUGGAACCCUGAAGCCAAAUUCAUCCAAGUCGACAUAUCUGCAGAAGAAACGGGACGGAAUUCGGAGAGCGCUGAGCAUUCUUUGCUCGGAGAUGUAGGCGUGGUUGCCACUCAGUUAUUGACAUGGCUCGGUGAUUGGACGUUCGAUCUCAACAGUUCUGAAUACAUGGCAAAAAUUCGGCAAGCAAAGGAAAAGAACGAGAAGAUCGCGUCUCUGACAGCUCAAGGCCCUUCAAUGCCUCUGAAGUACGCGCGGGCAUUCGAUGUUUUUUCUGGACCUACCAAGAGGAAAAAGACUGUUGCUAUCGAGGAUGACUCAGCGUUUGACCUCAGUGUUAUGGAAAUUGAAACCAUGGCGCGCAUGGGAAUGGACAUCGCCAUCUUUGUUAUCAAUAACGGCGGGAUAUACUUCGGCGACUCAGACACGGCCGAAAACUGGCAGGCAAAACACGAGAAGACAAAAGGUGGUAAACCGGGUCUGAGGAGCUGGGCUUUGGGCUGGGAAGUCAAGUACCAGAAGCUCGCGGAAGCAUGUGGAGGGCUCGGCUUUCUCGUGCGCACGCCCGAGGAAUUGAAGAAGGCUACGCUUACUGCCUAUAAUGCUACGGUACCUGUCAUUGUGAACGUAGUCAUACAAAGUGGAAAGACGGAGAAAGCUCGGGUAAUCGAGGUUCCCAUUGACGGAGCUUGCAAAGCGCCCAGGCCGCUGGCUUCGUCUGAGUUCGAAGAGAGCGUGCAAGUCCAGGUCUUUUUACUAACCGAAGCCAACCAGCGUGACUCACGCCUCCUCUGCCUUCCCCCAGAGAUCCGCAACAAGAUCUACAACUACGUUUUCCACGGCAACAUCCAAGUAUACGCUGGCUACAAAAUGGACUGGGACGGAGAGUGGCAGUCAAAACUCCACUUCCUGCAAACCUGCCGCCAACUUUGCUUCGAGGCCACCCUCCUCUUUUACCGCACAACAACAUUCAGUUUCGAACUCAUUCAUCAGAUCGAAAACUUCGUCUACCGUAUAAGAGGCCUGCGAUUGUGGAACAUCCGAUCCAUUCGGCUGGGUGCGAGCAGCGCGGCUGUUCUCAUCGAUCCGGGAUACGCAGACGCACUGCUAUGGCUUCGUAUCUUUCCGGGACUGGAGGAACUGCUGUUCUGGGGCGAAGUCGAUGAGAUGACGCGGUUCCAUCUGAGCUGGCUGAAGCUUCGUCAUGAUGGAAGAGGUGUCCGUCUUGUGUUUGAAGGUGCUUAA